UCUGGUGUUCAAGCGGCGGCUGUUGGGGAAAGUGCGGGGCCGUGCGCGCGCUGUCUGCUGCCCAGCGAGGGAGACGGAGGCGGCCGCGCGCUAUCGAACGAGCGUCAGGUGUAGACUAGAAGAUGAAUAAUCUUUCCUUUAGUGAACUGUGUUGCCUGUUCUGUUGUCCACCAUGCCCAGGGAAAAUUGCUUCCAAACUGGCAUUCUUACCUCCUGAUCCUACGUACACACUGAUUUGCGAUGAGAGUGGUAGUUGCUGGACUCUACAUCUCUCAGAGAGAGCAGACUGGCAGUAUUCUUCUAGAGAAAAAGAUGCCAUCGAGUGUUUCAUGACUAGAACAAGUAAAGGUAACAGGAUUGCCUGUAUGUUUGUGCGUUGCUCGCUUAAUGCCAAGUAUACUUUGCUCUUCUCGCAUGGAAAUGCUGUUGACCUAGGUCAGAUGAGCAGCUUUUAUAUAGGACUGGGUUCACGGAUUAAUUGCAACAUAUUCUCAUAUGAUUAUUCUGGAUAUGGUGCAAGUUCUGGGAAGCCAACAGAGAAGAAUCUGUAUGCUGACGUUGAUGCUGCUUGGGUGGCUCUUAGAACAAGGUACGGAAUCCGCCCUGAAAAUGUUAUUAUAUAUGGCCAAAGUAUAGGAACAGUACCAUCUGUGGAUCUUGCUGCUAGGUAUGAAAGUGCUGCUGUAAUUCUUCAUUCUCCACUGACCUCAGGAAUGCGAGUAGCUUUUCCUGAUACGAAGAAGACCUACUGCUUUGAUGCAUUCCCAAACAUUGACAAAAUCUCUAAAAUAUCAUCUCCUGUGUUAAUCAUCCAUGGGACUGAAGAUGAAGUAAUUGACUUUUCACAUGGCCUAGCAUUAUUUGAGCAUUGCCAGAGACCUGUAGAACCACUGUGGGUAGAAGGAGCAGGCCAUAAUGAUGUGGAACUCUAUGGACAAUACCUUGAAAGAUUAAAACAGUUUGUGUCACAGGAACUGGUGAACUUGUAAUUUUCUUUGUAUAUUUACAUGCUUUUUCAUUUCACUGCAGAAUUGCACACCUUGAUAAAUACAUAACAUAAAAUUUGCAGGUUGUGUUUUGAAAUAAUGUUGGUUGCCUUCAUUAAAUGUACAGGUAAUGAUUUGUCAACAUAAUUAAUGAAGGUUUUAAUGCCAGUAUUAUAAACUGGAAUGACAUGAUCAUGCAGUAAAGCUUGGCAGUUCAUAUAACUUUGAGGGUUUUUUUCUUUUUAGAUGUACAAAUAAAA
Messenger RNA from Gymnogyps californianus (California condor), 1246 nucleotides. Its product is annotated as alpha/beta hydrolase domain-containing protein 17B-like. The record is from RefSeq and is a predicted model, not a curated record. Gene Ontology annotation, biological process: protein depalmitoylation. The coding region runs from base 123 to 989 and encodes 288 amino acids. NCBI's taxonomy places the organism in Eukaryota, Metazoa, Chordata, Aves, Accipitriformes, Cathartidae. Gene Ontology annotation, molecular function: palmitoyl-(protein) hydrolase activity. The transcript is spliced from 4 exons. Gene Ontology annotation, cellular component: plasma membrane; endosome membrane.